Molecule: messenger RNA, 5851 nt
Organism: Monopterus albus (swamp eel)
Lineage: Eukaryota; Metazoa; Chordata; Actinopteri; Synbranchiformes; Synbranchidae
Gene: ak9
Product: adenylate kinase 9
Exons: 37
Coding region: 47-5305 (1752 amino acids)
Biological process (GO): nucleobase-containing compound metabolic process
Molecular function (GO): ATP hydrolysis activity; ATP binding; nucleobase-containing compound kinase activity
Source: RefSeq, a predicted model, not a curated record
AAAAAGUUCGCAGGACUAGAAAUAUGAUUAUUACCGGGCACAGUCAAUGUUCGUCUGUGCUCGUCUCGCUCGCAGAUGCGGCUCUCUAAUGGACCAUUUUGUGGACAACCUAAUAGAAGAUGAAGCGGAGAGGGAGAAUCUUCUUGCCAAACCCACCUGCUUCAUCAUAGUUGGAAGCCCGGGUGUUGGCAAAUCCACCUUGGCCAAAAAACUUGCAGAGUCCUGGAAGUGUAUCUUGAUUGAUGAUACAGAUCUGCUCAAAACACACAUACAAAAUAAGACAAAGCAAGGCAUAGAGCUCUUAGAUAUCUUAUCUGAGGGGAGAAGCAUACCAGAAGACAUGGUGUUGCAACUGAUUCUUGCCAGGCUUAGUUCACCAGAUGUGGAGCACUAUGGAUAUGUGCUGAGCUGUGUGCCGUUCAUGUCAGAAGAGUGUCUGAAGAUUCAUGAGCAGAUUGAACUGAUCAAAAACCUCAAGCAAACACCUGAUUUCAUCAUUAAUAUCAAGUGUCCAGACAAGGACUUGGCCCAGAGGCUGUCAGACCUGAGGCAGAACCCAGAGACAGGGCAGCUGUACAACAAGGAUCAGCUGAAGCAUGAAGAGCUGUAUAGCAAGAAGAAAGAAAGCAAGAAAAAGGAAGUGGAGGAUGAGGAGGACAAGGAGGAGCAGGAUGCAGAAGAAGAACUCCCAAAGGAUGUUACUGAGCAGAUGGUGUGGACACCAGAGAAUCGGUUCAGAAAUGCUUUUCUAAGAAUCGACAUGUACAAGAAUAGCAUCCUCAGACCACUGGAAGACUACAUGUCAAACCACAACCCCCUGUACCUGUUGGAGCUAGACGGAAACAAAACACCUGAGGAGCUGCACUUGUCAGUUAUGUCUCGUCUUGGAUCCAUGGCAAUAAAACGUGUCUCCAUUCCCAUCCUCCUCAGUCAGACUGAUCAUGAAGAACCUCCUGAAGACAUUGACACGGAGGACCUACUGAGAAUGAUGUCCUCCUGUAGGGCAGUGGCCCCUGGCUUUAGGUGGAGAAGAAGCCGCUGGGGCCGAACCUGUCCUGUUGCUCUGAAGGAGGGCAAGGUUAUUCCUGGCAAGCCUGGAUUCUCUGUGGGCUUCCAGGACAAACUGUACAUCCUUUCAUCUCAUGAGGCCUACCUGAAAUUUGUCAUGAACCCCAGACGAUACCUAAUCCCUCCAAUGCCCAGGCCCCCUUGCAGGGUUUCCAUCAUUGGUCCUCCUCAGGCAGGGAAGAGCACUCUAUGCAAACUUCUAGCUCAGCACUACAGCGCAUUGGUUCUGGACAUGGAGGAACUGGUGCAGCCGGUUCUGGCCCAGAUUGAGCAAGACAGGCUGGAGAAAGUCAAAGAGGAGACGAGACGGGUCGCUAUGGAAAAAAUCAAGAUUAACAUGGAGCAGGCUGGUGAACAGAUUUCAGAUGAAACCAACUCUGUAGAAGUGACAGAAGAUAAUCCAGAGGUGCAAGCCAUGGUGCUUAGUGCACUGGAGGAAACGAAACAACUGAGCACCUCUCCCCUAAGCCUGUAUGCAGAGGUACUGGAGAACCAUAUGAAAGAGAUUGAAGGGGCAGACCCUGAUAAGGUCAGGAUUGGCUGGGUGCUUGACAACUUUCCCACAAGCGUCUUACAAAUGAAUGCUUUACAGCAAGCCAAGAUGAUGCCAGAUGUCCUCUUCUGCCUCAAAGACAGUGAUGAACAUGAAAUUUUGAAGAGAAUGUAUCAGAUGAACAAGGAGAGUGUGGACAAGGCAGUAAGGAAGAGGCUCCAGGAUGAGCAGUCUGAGAAGCAAAGAGAGGCCUUAAACCAAAAGGAAGACGAAUCAGAGGUCCAUUUAAAUCUAGAGACUGUCGAAAAGGCUGAUGGACAUCCUGAUGAAUCUGCCACCACCGGCCAUGCACAUCCUGACAAUAUCAACCAGGAAGCAGUUGUACUACCUGAUCACUGGGAGUUGGGUUAUCCAGACGGCCCAGAGAUGAAUGAGUGUAAACUGCAGUUGCAACAGUUUGUGUCUAAAUGGGAGCAAAUGCAGUCUACUCUAACCGUCAACUACUCAGUUCUGGAGAUUGGUAGCAAAAGCCCUGAGGACCUGGUUCAAGAGAUGGUGCUUCAGAUGGAAAGUAAGUGUAAAACUUCCAAGUAUCAGUCACAGUCUAGAAUGGCUAUUAAAAUAAUUUGUCUUUUUAAUGUUUUGUACGUGUCCUGGGAGCUGUCGGCGUUGGACCUGGACGAGCAGACAGAGGAUACUGAGGCCUUAGCAGAGUUGGAGAGAGUCAAGGAAGGCAGCAGUGACAAUGUAUCAGAAGAGGAGGAUGAAGGGGACAAAACAGCCAAGGCAUUUUUAGGCGAUACCUCUCAUUUCUGCCCUGUGGCCUUAAAAAACCGCAACACCCUGUGCCCCUGUACGGAUAAAACUGCAGCUAAGUACAGAGAGAAGACCUACUACUUCUCCAGCUUAGAAGCCAGAGACUCCUUCCUUCAAAAUCCUGAACAGUUUGUUGCACAAACUGAGCCUCUCAAGCCUCCCGCCCUGCGGAUCUGUACGCUUGGCACCCGAGGGUCAGGCAAGACCACUCAUGGUGAGUGGCUCGCUCAGCAGCUUGGCCUCUUCCAUAUUCAGUUCAGGGAGCAGCUCCAAAUGCUCAUCAUGGCCAAGACAAAUAAGCGGGUGCCCUGUGCUGAUGAGGUAGAGUCUUCUGAGGAGACUUCUGAGGACUUGAUAAAAGAAGCCUUGGGGGAGGAAGAGGAGAUGGGGGGUACCUCUGUUGGCAUGAAUGACAUGGAGCAGGAAAUCAUACUGACUAAUGAGGAAAGGGCCAUCAAAGCUUACCUCUCUGAUGGAGAUCCACUUAGUCCACAGAUCCUGGAUAAUGUGGUCGCACCAUACUGGAUACAAGAACCAUACAGGUCCACAGGUUUUAUUUUAGAGGGCUUCCCACAUCACCCCGAUGAGGUUCAGUACAUGGUGCAGCAACAGCUUUACCCUGAUGUUGUGGUAAUCAUGACAGUGGAUGUCACAGAUGUUCAGAAGCGUCUGUUGCCAAAAUACUUGGAGAACUGGCGGGAGCGUCGCAAUCACCGCGAAGCACAACUAAACCUCCUUCGUGAAAUACGCAAGAAAAACCGGGAGGAGAACAUUGUCAGAAGACGGACUGAACUUAUGGCAGAAAAGGGUAUUAAUACAGCCAAAACAAAGUUUGGUUACCAUGAGAAUGAGGAUGAGCAUACAGACAACAUAAGGGAUGAAAUAGAGGUAGUGCUGGAGCAAGAGUAUCCUCUGGAAGAGGACAACGAAGGCACGGAGAAGCACGAGAUGGAGGAUGCAGCUACUGAAAGGCUGGAGAUGGAGAUAGAAGAGCGUUUUGUGACAGAUGAAAACAACCUUGUUACUAUGACGGACCUCAUAAGUGAGCAAAACAUACCCAAAGUGUCAGUCAGUGCAUCUCGCAAGCUGCGGAUCGUGCGGCAUCAGUUGCUUCAGAAAAUCCAGCCUUUGUUGAGCAACAGGGAUUCACUUUUCCAAAACUGCCAACCUGUCCCAUACAGCUUGGCAUAUAAGCUUCUGCUGUCCUCUUACAAGUUCCACAGUGCCUUUGGCUGCUGGGAUCCCAUAAAGCGAUACAAAGAGAGAGACUUAGUCCAGCCUCUGCAGUGGCCGCUUAACACCACAUAUCCCUUAAUCUUCCAUCAGUAUAUUUACUUCUUCACAUCUAAAGAGAACCGCGACACAUUUAUCCUCAAUCCGUUGAAGUACCUUAGGCAGCCAAAGCCUACCCCAACCCUCCCUGUUAAAAUGGCCGUCACUGGACCACCCAAAUCUGGAAAAACCACCGUGGCACAGAUGUUUGCUCAGAAAUAUGGCUUGGCACGGCUGUCCAUUGGUGGUGUUAUACGUAUGGUGCUUAACACUCAGGAGCACACUAAUCUGGCUGUUCAAGUAAAAAAUCAUCUCUCCCAGGGCCUCAUUGUGCCUGAUGAACUGGCCAUUCACUGUCUGGAGGUGGCGCUAAUGAGCUCAGUCUGCAGCACUCAGGGAUAUGUUUUGGAUGGUUUUCCAAUGACACUUAAGCAGGCAGAACUGAUGAAAGCUCAUAGCAUCAUCCCAAAGAUACUAAUUGAACUGGAACUGGACACAGCGGAGGUGCUGAAGAGAGGACUUGUUGACAAGAUGAAGCCCAACAAGCCUCAUCUAAUGUGCGACAGCUCGGAGAUCCUCCAUAUUCGCAAUUCCUGUUACAAGCAGGAGGUGGUGCAUGUGAGGAAACACUUUCAACAACAGUAUCAGAACUGGAUCUUGCUUGAUGGGUUAAAGAACACAUGGUGGAUCUAUGAUAGCAUUAUAAAGGAGGUCAGCAUCAGCAUGAACUAUAUCCGCAGUUACCUUGAGAGGACAUGGAAUGGGCAAGCGGCCUGUAUCAGCAGACUGUGCAUUACACCAAAGGAGCUGCAGAAUCGGCUUGGAGAGUUUGGCCAGUACUGCCCUGUCUGCCUGGCCCUUUAUUAUCACCUGGUGGACUGCUCAGAAACUGCAGUCUUAACAUAUGCCGCUGAGUACAGGGGACAGUAUUAUAAGAUGUGUGGCAAAGAUCAUUUAGAGACAUUCCUGACCACUCCAGAUGAAUUUGUGACUCCUAGCUGCCCACACCAACUCCCACAACCCCAUCUACUGCCAAGGAAGCUCACUCAGAUUCAGGUGAAGGACAGGUUCCCACAGCAAGUUGAGAUGAAGGGCUUCUGUUCUGUUACUUACUUGGAUGGAAAUCAGAGGUAUGAAGCCCUGGUUCCAGGAAAGCCCGAAUACGCUGUUGAAUACAGAGAACGGAUCUACAUAUUUGAGUCAAAGCAGAAACAGGACAAGUUUUUGAGGAUUCCUGAAGCCUACUGGGACCAGAAGCUGCCCAAUAAAGUUCCUCCUCUUCGUGAGCCUGUACCUCUCACCUCCCUUCCAACAUUAGGCUACUUGGAACAGGGUGUGGCAGUAGCAGUCAUCAAAGCCAUGACAGCUGUUGGCUGUCUCAAACCGAAGUAUCCCUUCCUCAGUAUAGAAAGAUCAGCGCUCCUCUAUCUGGCCUUCUAUCUUAAAGCUUUCAACCACAAAAGCACAGACUACACUCGGCAGAAGUACAAAAAGAAGCUGGCUUUGUUUGAAGAGAACUGUACGCUCAUACCCUAUCUGAGCUCAAUAAUGAGAGGGAACUACAAGCCUCCCAAUGAAUGUCCCAUUGACUUUGAGUUCAAACUGAACAGGUUUCUUGCCUUGGAAGACUUGCCAGGAGCCAGUGGUGUGCUGUAGGUAUGUCUGUUGUGCAAUUUUACUACAGCUGGUUACUACAUUAAUUUAGUGUGAUUGUGUGUAAAAGGCUUUUGAAAUACAUUUUAAAUGUUACCUGCGUUAAGAAUUUAUUAAAGAUAUCUGUAACAAAGCAUAAUCAGAGCUGGUAACAAUUAUUGUGUUCCGUUUAUGUUUAACCUUUACAUGUCAGAAAUCGUUCGCACACUGAAGUGAGCGAGCGGUAGAGACUGCAGUGCUGCCUACUUGGCGACUUUCCAAAUCCUCUUAGCGACUUUUUUUGUCAAAAGCGACAAAUCUAGCGACUUUUUCAGGUGUUACUGGAGACUUUUCUGGUGUUUUGGAGACUGACGUGAAAGCACGUAUCACUCUGCAUUUACUGUCCUCAACGUGCAGCAGGUGCCUCCGUGAGCCCCUCCUCCGUCCGAAAACUUUCACAGUAGCCUCGCGCAGCAGUUCCAGCUGCAGUCAGAGCAGAGACCCACUCCGCCCCGCGGCAAGACUACUAACGAAUCGCGCAUGCGCAAAGCCGCCGCUGAGCCCGGAUAA